AUGAAGGUGAAAAUGAUAUCUCGGAAUCCUGACGAUUAUCAAAGGGAAACGAACAAAGACAUUUACAAAAUUGUUCGUAAUUGGAAUGCUCCUCAAGAUCCAUUUCGUGCUCAAACUGAGUAUACUCUUGUUCGUAAUUGGAAUGCUCCUCAAGAUCCGUUUCGUGCUCAAACUGAGUAUACUCGUGCGCUCAAUGCCACCAAGUUGGAGAGAGUUUUUGCGAAGCCUUUCGUGGCUAGUCUUGAUGGUCACAUGGAAGGUGUUCAUAUACUUGUCAAGCAUCCAGAUCGACCAUCCAUUAUAUUGUCUGGAGCUCGUGAUGGCCAAGUUAAAGUUUGGGCAUUGGCUAGACGGCAUUGUUUAGCUACUUUCCAGACGCACAACGGUCCAGUUAAUGGAACCUCAGAAUCUGUUUUUGAUGUCUUCUUGUCUAUCCAAACUAGGACUUAUGGUGUCGCUCUUGCUGUCUCUCAUAUCGCUAACUCAUCCGAGUUUGUCACUUGUGGUGACGGAGUCACUGUUUGGGGUGCACAAGGAAGUAAAAAAAUACGAGAAUACGAUGUUGGACAUGACACCGUUCACACCGUUCGUGCAAAUCCAAUUGAAGAAGCCGUCUUGGUUGGCGCAUGUAGUGAUCGUUCAAUAUUUGUAAUUGACACGCGACAAGCAGUCCCGCUAACAAAGGUUACUAUGAAACUACGUCCUAACCAAAUUGCGUGGAAUCCAAUAGAGCCGUACACUUUUUCCGUGGCUAAUGAUGAUUACAAGUAAGU
This is a messenger RNA of Strongylus vulgaris, 773 nucleotides long. NCBI's taxonomy places the organism in Eukaryota, Metazoa, Nematoda, Chromadorea, Rhabditida, Strongylidae. The record is from the annotation of a GenBank genome assembly.